Molecule: messenger RNA, 6092 nt
Organism: Alligator sinensis (Chinese alligator)
Lineage: Eukaryota; Metazoa; Chordata; Crocodylia; Alligatoridae
Gene: MXD4
Product: MAX dimerization protein 4
Exons: 6
Coding region: 115-729 (204 amino acids)
Biological process (GO): regulation of transcription by RNA polymerase II
Molecular function (GO): RNA polymerase II cis-regulatory region sequence-specific DNA binding; protein dimerization activity; DNA-binding transcription factor activity, RNA polymerase II-specific
Source: RefSeq, a predicted model, not a curated record
UUGCUUUUGUGUCAAAGUAGUUUAUAUAGGGGGACUUGGAAGUCCCCAGCGCUGAACCCGGAGCGGUGGCGGGCGCUGCGGGGCCGGGGUAGAGCCGCCAGCGCACAGCCCGCCAUGGAGCUCAACUCCCUGCUCAUCCUCCUGGAAGCAGCUGAGUAUUUGGAGAGAAGAGACCGAGCAGAGCACGGCUACGCUUCGGUGCUGCCCUUCGACAGCGACUAUUCCCGCAAGAAGAGCAAGGCUGGCCCCAUGGCCCGGAAAUCCCAGAGCAACAGGUCAUCGCACAACGAGCUAGAAAAACAUAGACGGGCUAAACUGCGGCUAUAUUUGGAACAGCUAAAGCAGCUUGUGCCUCUUGGGCCAGACAGCACCAGACACACCACUUUAAGUCUGUUGAAAAGAGCUAAGAUGCAUAUCAAGAAAUUGGAAGAACAGGACCGAAAAGCUCUAAAUAUCAAAGAACAACUACAGCGGGAACACCGCUACCUCAAACGCAGAUUGGAACAGCUCUCCAUGCAGGGCAUGGAACGCAUCCGCACUGACAGCAUGGGAUCAACAAUAUCCACUGAUUCGGAACAAGAAGUAGACAUUGAAGGAAUGGAAUUUACACCUGGUGAAAUGGACAGUAUUGGGAGUGCCAGCGAUGCUGAAGACCACUACAGUUUGCAAAGCGGUUCAAGCGAUGGUGGCUAUACACAUUCCCGCAGACUUAAUGCCAGGCUCUCCUAGUGCCUGAGUUACCAGCUCAACUCAGGACCAUCUAUCUAACUGAAGCACUUAUAAGAAAAUUCCAGAGGUGUCAACUGCCACUCUUCCAGGAAACCCCAACCACAAUACUCUGAAAUGGAGGUUUCUUACCCACGGUUCCCUGCACUGUAACCACAAUAUUAGAUAUUGUAAAUCAUGGUUUUGUUGCAGAGAACUGUGGUUAGGUACAGUUGUGACUUAAAGCUAGCUUGAUGUAGCCCUACUGCAAAUUUAAACAAACAAACAAAAAAUCAUAUCAUUCCAUUCAAGAAGUAUGAAAUUCAAACGAUUGGAAGCAAAUGACGAGAUAAGGACGUUUAAGACGAUUAUUUUGUGGAGACCGUUUUCAGAUGUCAAAAAAAAAUAAUGGAAACUAUCGUGUUAGUGAUUCAAAGCUACAAAAAUUCGACUACUUUUUCUGGGUUUUUUUCAUAAAGAAAUUAUGAAUGCUUCAUAGCAGCCUGUAGAAUAUAUAAAUUCUUUUAAGCAGCUGUGUUUUGAAAGAUUUAGAUGGAAAAAUCUUCAAAUCUCAAAUGAUCUUUUGAAGAAGGUCAUUGACAAGUCACUACUGUACUUCAAAACAGGGAAAAAAGCCAGCUCUAACAAUGACUUCAUGUGGGAUGAACUCAACUUUCUUUUGCUUUAUGUGUUUGACAUCCAACCAGCAGCCAACCAUUCUCUCCAUUUUAGCAGGGCUACUAGAAGUCAAAGUGGCAGUUCUGACCUGUUAUCGUGGAAUGGAUGACAUGUCAGUGUUUCGUUUCAUUUUGUUCAUUUGACAAAUUACAGAGUGCAACUGAUUCAGAUUUUGAUAGUUAAUCUUCCCUGCAAGGAAAUAAAAUUACUGUUUGCUUGUAUUUUUUUUCCUAUUUACAGCUGCCAAUACAUUUUUAUGGAAGGCAUGGCUUAAAAUUACAGUAUUCAGCUAGAAGAUAAUUAAUCAUUUUUUCUUUUUUCUUCUUCUUUUUUUUUUUUUUUGCACACUAUAAUUGCAUUUUCUAUUCUUUAAAAAAUGCAAAAAAAUAAAAUGUAUGCUGUAAAACAGCAAAGUUUAUUUAGUAUUCAUCAAGCUGUUCAGAACAUAUUUACCCAAAUUGUAGCAAUACUAUGGAGAUGUAUUCUAAUACAACUUCAGCUUAGUGAAGUCAUUAGAGCUUGGCUUGCUGGGUAAGAAAAAAUGGACCAGUCUUUACAUUAUCUGUUUAAAGAAGGUCUUUUAAAAAAAAAAAAGAAAAAAAGAUUAAAAAAAAGAAAAAAGCUAUAAACACUUUUAGAGAAGUGAUUUUAGCAAGUGUAGUCUAUAUUUCCUGUAAGAGAUUUUGUAUUAUAUUUUCCUAAAUGUUCUCAUUUACUUGUAUAGGGAGGGGAAUGGUACAGACCCAGACCAGAGUCUCAGGGACUCUUCACCUUCGUUAUAUUGUGCCUUGGUGACCAUUUUAUGUAUGCCUCUCCUUUUUCAUUGUUUAAAGGACAACUCAGCUUUGUUUCUUUAAGGACCUCUAUUUGAAUGAUCUUGUUACAAAUGAAGGACUGGGAGGUGUAUCUGUGUCUUAAUCCUCUUGCAUCCAGUUCUGUGAGGUUUUAAGUGAAAUUAUGAAAUUAGAUUUUGGUGAGAGGGUUCAUGAUCUUGCUACAGGCCCUCCUUGAUUCUUCAGCACCCAGCUCUCUGUUUUGUUACCUUACAAAGUCAGGGUCUCUGUGAGACCAGCAUUAAAUGGCUAUGGAAAUACAACCGUACUGUAUAAUGCUAGAGGAUGUCUACCUGUGGUGCCAUUUUUAGCAUUCAGAUAUAAAAACCUCAUGACAUACUGACCAUAGUGAUCAAAACAAAGAUUUGGUUGUUCUUUUAACAUUUGACAUAUGUGUCCUCCCUUUGGCUCUUACAACACAGAGUAGAAAUAUGAAUACAUUUGUGGCAGCUUACAAUCCUUGUUUGCACUCUUGCUUACUGCUUGGAACUUGCCAACAAGGAAAAUGAAUACUUUUAAGUUACGUAACCUAAUGUAUGGCUACCCCUACUUCGGCUCUGGGGCAGAGCCUAAGGUUAUAAACUCUGGCAGCUGAAAAAGAAAACAUUUAUCCUUUUCUGUGAUGCAGGUUUUGGUAUUAUGUUAUACACACCUUGCAUAUUACUAAAAUCCUCAUUGUUGGGGAAAGCACACAGCAAUAUAUUCAUUGUGUGUAGCUGACAAGCAGCAGAAACUACUAGCUCCUUUGGUGCAUAUGUAACUAAUUUCCAAAUCAUGGAAAAAUUAAGAGUUUACUUUAACACAUGACUGUUAACAGGAAAAAAGGCUAGUAAUAUUGUUGCUGUUCAUUUAUUCUAUAAUGAACACAUUCAUGAAUUGUAAAGUGUUUCUUUUCAUGACAAGCAGCUCUUGCACAGAACCUCCUAAUAAAAAAAAUUGAAACUCAUAGAAGGAGAGUAGAGAUUUUAAAUUGAACACUGUUGUUGAUCUGGAAUUCUCCUUUGAAAGAUGAAUGUGCUAACUUAAUGAGUUCUUCCACACUGGGUAUCCAUGGCUUUGUAGAUCUUAUAUUUUCAAUAAAAAUUACUCCAAUAAUCUGAGUAGAAAUGAAAAGGGUUUAUUUGUUUUUACUUUUAGUUAUUACUAUGGUAACCAUUAUGAAGACCAAGAAAAAAGGUAUUUUUCUCAUUGAAUGUUUGUCUUAAAACCUGAUUGACUAUGACAACUGUCAGACAUAGAACCCAUUUCUGCUAAUCCCUCCUAACCAAGGGAGUCUCCCUGAAGGCAAUGGCACAGUUGUUUUAAGUAUUACUUGCUUGAGUAAGAAAUAGGUAGGAUCAGGCCACUAGUCCAAGUGGUAUAAUUUCCAUAGCAAAGUGCUAAAUGCCAUAUGCUGCUUCUACUAACUUCAGUGUGAAAAGUUGGGGUCUUAAUAUUCCAUUUCAAAACGUUAGUCAUUGUCCCAUCCAGCACCAGUGCAGUGUUGUUAAUUAUAUUGCCUUGUUGCUUAGCUACUAGGGAUGAAUUUAGUUUUCUGGUUUUUCAUUCAUUUUAAAGGUGGAUCUUUGUCACUGCGUGUGCUUAGUUGUUAGAGCUGUGGUCCAAACAUUACUGCAAAACAACCUGAUUGAAUAAUCACUUUCUUGGAGUAACUCCAACUGAACUAUCAUUUCGUGUAAUGACAGUGUUUUUAAAUUAGAAAAUGUAACUUUUUUGUCAGUUACUUUUAAACUUUUUUCUUUCUGCAGUUAAGAAACAUGAAAGGGUUUGACGUGUACAAGAAUACAGGGCUGGUUCUCCCCUUUCUGGGAGGGAACUGUGGAGGGAGGGAGUUGCCAUGAAGCUUUCCUUGCGGAGGUUUGAUCUCUCUUAUGGAGCAAUGGUGAAGUUCUGCCAUCAGAACUUGCAGGUCCCACUAAGACCUGUGUCUCCACUGGUUUUGUGACCUUCUCCCUCCAGUUCAGUCAUAUACUCUGAGGACUUCAUCAGCUACAGCCUCAAUGGAGCCACAGAAGAGUCAAAGCAGCUCUAAGUUGCAUUUAUUUUUUUUCUACAGGAUCCCCCACUAAAUUUGUGGGGGAAGAUGCACAUUCCCUUGUUCCCAUUCUCCCCCCCUCCAGCAAUGCUUCUGCAAGCACAUGGAAGACUUACCCUUUCAUCUUCCUUUUUUAGGAAGUACUAUCAGUAAGGUGAACUCCUUGACAUGCACAAUCCCAUUCAAGAACUGGCCCCUCUUAUUUCCCUGUGUAAAAAUCAAGCUGAUUGCAGUGCCAGUUUUGCCAGAGUGCAGGAAUGGACCAAAAAAUAACAACGCUACAAAGUUACAUUUGGUAUUUGCAGCCAGGCUUCAACCUAACGUCUUAAUUCUUUAUUUUAAGGUUUUUAUUCAGGGCUUAUCAAACUCGGAUCAAAUAAAGAAAAGACCCCCUGGCUAGUGGGUAUUGGAGCAGAUGUAGCAGUUACAACUUACAUUUUUUUUGCCAACAGCUAGUUUAGAACAAUCCCAAUAGUACAAAUAAAAAUGAUUUGGAUUGAUAAAGCAUUUACAAUUUUUCAAUUCUCUUCUUACCAAUUCUCUUCUAUCAACACAAUGUAUUUUGGCAUAUGACGUUAAAAUACCAAACUAAUGAGAUGUGGAAGUUCAAAACAUCAUAAAGAGAUUCUGUGCAUAUGAGUUCAGUCUACAAGUGUGUGCUUGUGCCCCAUACCAAAGCUGUGGAAUCUAUUGGCCAGCUCUUUUCUAAGGGUUUAGAACAGCGUACAUGGGUGCAAAGAGUUAUCAUUUGACUUUUCUAGCAUGUUAAUUUGAUUAAUUAGUUUUAUCAGCUUUUUUCCACUCAAAGGUCAUUUCUAUAAGGAAAUUAAAAUCAUUUAAAUGUUUUUAACCCUGCCAGCACAGUCUCUGAACAAAAAUAUUAAAUAUCAUACAUUUUUGUAUGAAUAUGUAAAUAAGGUAAUGCCUGAAAAUCAAACUUCAGAAUUCUUCUUCAUUAGAAGGCCAUUGUUCCAUGUGUUACAAAAAUACAAAUAAUAAAGAUGAAUGUGUCUAAAUAUUUAAUUAAUGAAUAAUGCACUAUCCAAAGUUGGUUGAAAAGACUAUUGAGCCAUUAGGUUUCUGGUUUGUUUGUUUUUAAAGGAGCACUGCAUCACUGUAAAACAAAUGGAGCAGAUUCAUUGGAGUUGAAUUGUGUUCCACUAACAAAGAACAUGAGUCAGUGUGUUUAGUGAAUAAAAGGCAAUAUUCCUAUCUGAUCGCUGCAAAAGAAACAUCUAAUAUAGGUGUAUUAUGUAACUAUUAAAAUGAAAGUGUGACCUUUAAGCCUAUGUGUACAUCCACAUAUUAAUAAGGACUAUUAAAAACCAUGUAAUCAUUGUGGCUGCCAAUUUUAGAAAUGAAUCCAAGCAAAGACUCCUGGUAACCCAAGUACACCUGUAGUAUAGCCUGGUAGCAAACCACAGUGAAGGCAGACUAACUUCAAGACUUCCUCUUUUCACUUUGCAUGAGUAAUAGAAUUGUAAAAUGUGGUUUCACACAAUGUAUGUGGUUUAAAGGGUCUGUGCAAUAGGAAUUCUUAAUUGGCAAUACUUGGCCAAACAUGAAAUAUGUGAAAGAGGCACUUCUGCUGAGGAGGAUGCUUUACUGGUCGAAUUCUAGGGGCGUACUCGGUACAUUCUGUGCCAGAGCCAUUGGAAUAUACAUCCAAAAAGGAGCGCUUCAUAGCCUGUAAGAUGUAUGAUACUGUAAAGUUUCAUUUGUAAACACGUACAUGGUGCUUGCUACAUUCUGUAGCACACACUGAAAGUAUUGUGUUGUAUCAUUUUUUCAUUGUAAUAUAAAUACAAUUUUUAUACCUCAGAUAUUUGUGGUGGUUUUUA